AUGUCUGACACAAAGCCUGGUCAGACAACCGCCGAGGCACACUUACUUUGGGUUGCCGGCAAGGAAAAGAUUGGAGGCGGCGACACCUUACCGAUUGAAAACCCCGCGACCGGCGAGAUCUUUGCACACUGCCAUACUGCAUCCGCCCAGGAUGUCGAUCAAUGUAUUGAAGAGGCCAACAAUGCCUUCGUUGCAGGCACGUGGUCCAAGGCUCCUCGCCAUUUUCGCGCUGAUGUCCUUGACCGAGCCGCUACCUUGCUCUCCGAACAGCUCCCAGGGCUGAUAGACCUCGAGGUUCUGCAGACGGGCAGGGCAGUCCGUGAGAUGAAGGCACAGGUGCCGAGCCUGGUCAAGUGGUUUCGGUACUACGCAGCUCGACUGCGGGUUGACGAACGCCAUGUUCUGCCGACCACCGGGUCUCUGCAUAACUGGGUCGACCGCGUCCCAUUAGGUGUCUGCGCGCUGAUUACUCCAUUCAAUCAUCCGCUGUUGAUUGCUGUCAAGAAGGUGGCCCCGGCAUUGGCCGCCGGAAACAGUGUUGUACUCAAGCCAUCGGAACUGACACCGAUCACGUCCCUACAGCUUGGCAGGAUUCUUAGAGAUGCUGGCCUUCCGGAGGGUGUUUUCUCUGUCUUGCCUGGUCUGGGGGUCGAGACGGGCAAGCAACUCGUCUCACACCGCUUAGUCCGCAAGGUUGACGUUACCGGCUCAACCGCGGCAGGCCGGGCAAUUGGGGCCAUCGCAGGCGGAAAUCUGGCCCGAUUCAAUGCUGAGCUAGGCGGCAAGGCGCCAUUGGUGGUUUUUGAGAGUUCUGAUCUGGAUGCCGCCGUCAACGGAAUUGUAUUUGGGGCUUUUGUUGCCAGUGGGCAGACUUGUGUUGCGGUCACGCGUGUUCUUGUUCACAAAUCGAUAUUGGGGGCGCUCACCGAAAAGCUCUCGGAGAAGUGCAGCUCCAUCGUCCGCCGUAUGGGUGACCCGAAAAACCCGCUGUCCAUGAUGGGCCCCCUCAUCUCGUCAAAGCAGCUUUCGGGAGUCCAGCGUCUUGUCGAUGCUGCAGUUGCCAGCGGAAAUGCCAGGCUGCUUUGCGGUGGCCAGCGGAUGUCGGGGAUGAGCCCUCUGGACGGGUUCGAUCUUUCCAAUGGCUACUUCUUCCCGCCGACAGUCUUAUGUGGUACCAGCCAGGACGGCUCAAAUGUUUGUGCAACAGAUCUGUGGUACGAGGAGGCAUUCGGGCCUGUGAUUGUGGUGGCGAGCUUCGAGGACGAGGAACAUGCUGUUCGGUUGGCCAACGACACCUCAUUUGGGUUGGGGGCCGGGAUAUGGACGAGAGAUCUAUCGCAGGCGUUUCGAGUUAGUGAGCAGAUUGAGGCCGGCAUUGUCUGGGUCAACACCCAUCACCGCAACGAUCCAAGCAGCCCAUGGGGUGCGCAUGGUACGAGAUCUGAUAGUGGUCUCGGCACUGAGAACGGUGCUGAGGCUUACAUGGCAUACACCGCACCAAAAAGCGUUGUUAUCAACUAUGCUUCAACGGAGACUGCUUUGAAAGAAGAGGAUUGGUUUCGGGAGGAUCAAAGUGGCGGAGAAGUGCGGUAUGGGUGA
Molecule: messenger RNA, 1599 nt
Organism: Pyricularia pennisetigena
Lineage: Eukaryota; Fungi; Ascomycota; Sordariomycetes; Magnaporthales; Pyriculariaceae
Exons: 3
Coding region: 1-1599 (532 amino acids)
Molecular function (GO): aldehyde dehydrogenase (NAD+) activity
Source: RefSeq, a predicted model, not a curated record